AUGUAUCAUAAAUCAUUAUUUAUUGCUCUUUUAUUAUUACUGUCCAUACUCACUGCAUAUGCCCAAGAUGAAUCUGAGGAAGACUCGACAUCGUCCUCAUUACCGUUACCAUCCACCACCCAACAGCCUUCAACGUCCGAGACGAACAGUGCUGACGAAUCAACACAGCCUGUAAAUGAAGAACUAAACAACUCCAAAAACCUAUUCUCGACACCACCACGGAUAAGCGAUAUCACAGAAACAGUGCAAGUGAAACUGUAUUGCGAAGUGGAUAAAGCUUUUUGCGGAAAGGUCGAACACUCAUUGAAACUAGCAGCAGCCAGCUUUGCGCAAGUUGUAAACUUGAAAAACAAGAUUGUAUUCCAAGCCUCCUAUUACAGUUUUUGCAAAAAGACAUGUUCCAACAGCACUUAUGGAUGGGGCACACCGAGCUCACAGUUUACACUAAUCUCUUUAAACGAGGCGGAUUCAAACUUUAUUUAUCCACAAGCAUUAGCCAAGCAAUUGACCCUGUUUACUGACAGCUCCAACUGGGCUAAUUACGAUGUAGCCAUCGAUAUCAACCAUGACAUGUACAUGAAUGCUGUAAAUUACGACAAAGUAUCUGAUUGGAAUGGCACAGGCAUUCCACCGAUGGGAGCCUACUGGUUCAACAAUGACAAACCCAUCGAAGACUAUCAAGUGGAUAUGGAAUACCUCAUACUUCACCAAAUGAUACAUGGACUGGGCAUGGUGAGCUCUUGGGCUCCUUAUUUUUCAGACGCAAAUUCACCCUUUCAAAAGCUGCUGAAAGGGUUGAUUACACCUGAAGACAGCCUCAAAUUCAUGACACCAAGUCCAUAUUGGUUUGUAAAACAUUCGACAGGACCCGCUUAUAUUACUGGAUUCCAGCCCAACAUGAUUUUUGACAAAUUCCUCAACUUGAUCAUACCUGCAAGGAACGAAACGAAAUGGCUUGUGGACUAUAGUUUCGAUCUACAAAGCUUCUGCGUCAAGGAAAACGACGCCUUCAUUGUGAAUUUCAUGAACUCAUUUCUGAAUAAUGCAACACAGUCGGCAAGAGCAAAGACCAUCUAUGUUUCCAUGGCACAGCCCAAGACAUUGUCGUUUCAAUUUGCUGCAAAUUGUGGGCAAAGUGCGUAUUAUACAGACCCUUAUCUCAAUCAAACGUAUCAUUCCAUCCAAUUGAUGACUGGUCCCAAUAUUCUUGAGGAUACUACCUUGACAGAAGAAGCUCUUUAUCGACCUGGUAUCUCCACCUCGCAUGUGGAUGAUGAUUAUACCGGCACGCCAGAUUUUCUCAUGACACAUAAGUUUCAUCGUGGAAAGACAUUGCAACAACUAGUGGAUGAAGCCUAUGCCAACAUACCCGAGAUCAAAUACAAUAUCACCCAGAACAUUUACGUCAAUGUAACCACGGUGCAUAAUACAACGGUAGGAAAUCAUACAACAAGUGCAAAUGUAACCACAACAGAAGAGAGAAAUCAGACAACGCAAUACAUUUACAAAUAUGCCAUUGGGCCUGGCAUCCUACGUAUUUUGGAGACGAUCGGCUACUCCACAGUAUUGACAAACACCAACUACACGACCAGUGUCAUCAAGACCAAGAAACCAUACACUGACUGCGAUGAUAGCAACAACAAUAAUUAUUAUGGCCGUGAUGACCAGCAAGUUACUGCUUCGUCUAAAUCUGAUGCGGCACAUCUGUUUUCUGUUCCUAUUUAUUUGCAUGUUGUUGCACUGGUGAUUUCAUUUUGUAUAUUAUAA
Molecule: messenger RNA, 1767 nt
Organism: Mucor velutinosus
Lineage: Eukaryota; Fungi; Mucoromycota; Mucoromycetes; Mucorales; Mucoraceae
Gene: VPS52
Product: Vacuolar protein sorting-associated protein 52
Exons: 3
Coding region: 1-1767 (588 amino acids)
Source: RefSeq, a predicted model, not a curated record